Molecule: messenger RNA, 2116 nt
Organism: Manduca sexta (tobacco hornworm)
Lineage: Eukaryota; Metazoa; Arthropoda; Insecta; Lepidoptera; Sphingidae
Exons: 2
Coding region: 1-945 (314 amino acids)
Biological process (GO): regulation of transcription by RNA polymerase II
Cellular component (GO): transcription regulator complex; nucleus
Source: RefSeq, a predicted model, not a curated record
AUGUCAGUGUCGGGCCCCCCGCGCCCGGUGCGUACUAGUUCAGUGGCCGGGCCGACGCCGAACAACCGGGACGUGUACGUGUUGCUUAUAAUCGUAGAAAUGCACGAUGUAUUGUUGAUACAGUUUGUCAGAUCACACAGAGCGUUGUACGACUUCUCACACCCAAAGUAUUGGGACAGCGAGUACAAAAACAAAUUGUGGGACCAAAUCGGGAAGAAAUUGAACAGCGUCGGAACUACGUGUCGCUCUCGCUGGCACAACAUUCGAGACCAAUACAGAAAAACCCUAAAGAAGACCAAAGCCAAGAAAGGACAAAAUGCAAAGAAAAAAAUUCGAUAUUACAAAUAUCACAAACAAAUGUCUUUUAUGAAUAGUUUUUUUCAUGAACGAGAAAAAAAGGAGACUCCGCCUGCAGACGACGACGAUGAUUAUAGCAAUAUGCAUUUAAAAACGGAUAAUGAAGACGCUUCCUCUGAUUCUUCGAGACCAGAAUCAAAUAUGGAGACAUUUCCUCCCGCUGUAGUGUGUCUAGAACCUUCUAUAAACGCGACUACGCCACUCUCGGGAACCCGUCAUCCCCUAUCUUCUGACCGACCCGGCUCCCCAAAAGCAUCAGCAUCUUCCUUGCAAGAGAAAAAAGAAAUCAAUCAAGUAACAAAUACAGCAGCAUAUUUAAUGGAAUAUAUACUAAAACAAAGAGAAAAGAAAUUCGAAAAUCCUGUUGAUAAAUUUUUAGACGGUAUUGCACCUACGUUAAAAUCUUUCAGGCCUUACUGUCAAAAUUUAGUGAAGUCGGAAAUAUUUGCCACCGUUCAAAGGUAUGAGAUGAUGAUGUUAAAGGAAUUACAGGAUUUAUAUAGUCAAAGACCGAAUGUAUCGGAUACACAAAAGUCUUCUGCUUCAGCAGAUAAUAAGGAUAUCGUUGAGAAGAUAAAAGAAAAUUAAUUUAUAAUUUAUUGUCGUAAAGUCUGGUUUUAACGAGCUAUUAUUAUUUACGCGCAUGUCUCUGAACGAAUAAUGUAAAAGAGGGUUAAGUUAACCCUUUGUAAAGCCGGUUUAAUGUUUUCGACUGCGACUUCAACCUCGGAAAUGCGUUUGGUAUUUGAACGUACAACUUUAACUAGCACGUUAGUGUAUACAGUAGAGGUGUCAAAAUGAUGAAACGAGAGAGCUUUCAUUUGCAAAUGUGUCCUAGAUCAUGGUUUCGGAAACGAGAAACUUCUGUAAUAUCGCCUCUUACCUGUCAAAGUUUUUUCUCGUGUUCCUUUGACUAUGUAACGUGUUUCUAUGCGUCACUUUGUUGACAUGUUUGUCUUCAGCAAAUCGUAUCUUGAGUGAUUUUCGAAAGUUCAAAUAACCUUACCCAAAUCUCAAUUAUUUUCCUUUAAGGCUAGGAACAGCAAACUACAUAUAUUUACUUUUUAUUCAUCAGCAUUCGUGAUUUUAUCAUUGUUCUGGAAUUAUGAAUGUUCCUAAGUAGUACAAAUCACGUAAUAACAGAUUGCCCGUUUGCUUGCUAGUCUAUACUAUAAAAAGUAAGACUACAUUUUCUAUCAUCAAAUUCCAAAUAACAUAUAUUUUCUUGAAAUAUAUUCUAGAAGGUAAGACUUGUAUAUAGCUACAUUUAUAUUACUAUUGAAAUAUAUUUUAACGUGUAAAAUAAUAUUGUUAUUUAUGUGUUUUAAUAUAACGUGUGAGGUCACCUACCAAACAACCUACGAAUUUAUCUUUUUUAAUAUAUUUUGUGGUAAAAAUAAGGCAUGUUAUAUGGAUGAUACGCAGAAUGUUGGCGAAAUCUGAUGUUCGAUAGGUUUAAAGUAUAUCUUAAGUAUUAUAUUUCAUCAGUGGCAUUCUAAAACGAAACUAACCGAAACCUUUUAAAUAUGAUGUAAAUUGUGCUGGAUAAGCAAAAGUGUAAAACAUGAAAAAAUUUAAUACGAACACAGCUCAAAAAGCCCAAUAAAUAUAGAGUUCAUUAUUCUCUAUAAUUCUGAAGCUCUUAUACCUACUUAAUGGAGAGCGACUCGUCGCUUCACAGCUUUUCGACUUUGUGUCAUUGUAAAUUGAACUCUACGCGUUUAUAGCGGUCAAAGGACAUUAAAUACAAUAUUGAAAA